AUGAACGCCAUCCAGGUGAUUUCCCUGACUCUGCUGUCCGUCCUGGCAGCCAACGCUCAGGUCAUCAUGCCCGGACGAUGCCCCAAGCCGGCUGUUCAGGAGAACUUUGACGCUGCCAGGUAUCUUGGUAAAUGGUAUGACAUCCAGAGACUGCCACACGCUUUCCAGAAGGGUGAGUGCUGCACUGCCACCUACAGCCUGCAAAGCCCUGGAGUUGUCGGUGUCCUCAACAAGGAGCUGCUUGCUGACGGUUCCAUCAACGCCAUCAGCGGCUCUGCCAUGGCUAAGAAUCCCUCUGAGCCCGCCAAGCUGCAGGUCUCCUUCUUUGAGAACACUCCCCCUGCCCCUUACUGGGUCCUGUCCACCGACUACGACAGCUACUCCCUGGUCUACAGCUGCACCGACCUCGGCGUGCUGCACGUGGACUUCGCCUGGAUCCUGAGCAGGGAGCCCACCCUGCCCAAGGAGACCAUGGAGGAGCUGCACAGCACCCUGUCCUCCAUCGGAGUCCGAGUGGACAAGCUGCUCACCACCAACCAGGAUGCAGCUUACUGCAGCGCUAUGCAGUGA
Molecule: messenger RNA, 570 nt
Organism: Hippoglossus stenolepis (Pacific halibut)
Lineage: Eukaryota; Metazoa; Chordata; Actinopteri; Pleuronectiformes; Pleuronectidae
Product: apolipoprotein D
Exons: 4
Coding region: 1-570 (189 amino acids)
Biological process (GO): brain development; tissue regeneration; lipid transport
Molecular function (GO): lipid binding
Source: RefSeq, a predicted model, not a curated record